UUUCUUCCAUGUCAUCUGUGGUCCUCACUCUGCAAAUGGUACUUGCGUUUUUUGGAACGCUUCUUUGGCUGGUAUGGUACAGGGAUCGCCAAACAUCCGCUGAUAACAAUCCAGUUGUGUCUCAUACUUGUCAGCGUCUGUUCUGUGGGCUUUGUUUGGUUCAAUUCAGAAAACAGAACCGUAAAACUGUUCAUCCCUCAAAACAGCAAGGCAAUAGACGACUUGGAGACUGCCGAGAGAUACUUCCGAGUCGACUUUCGAGAGGAAAUCAUCCUACUGGUGGCCUCUCCCAGUAAUCCUAAUCCUCUUUCCCCGAUGUGUUUGAAACAGGCCUUCAGAGCUCACGAUGCAGUCAUGGAGCUGAAAUCGUUUUCAGACCUCUGUGUCACGUUGUCGGGAAACAAAUCCAGGUCAACAAACGGAUGUGCGAUGAUUAAUCCACUAGAAUUUUGCAGUUCAAUGAAAGCAACUUGA
Molecule: messenger RNA, 474 nt
Organism: Pocillopora meandrina
Lineage: Eukaryota; Metazoa; Cnidaria; Anthozoa; Scleractinia; Pocilloporidae
Source: the annotation of a GenBank genome assembly